UGUCAGGGGCGGGGCCUCGGACUCCCACGAGUCGGCGAGAUUGGCGUGUGGCCCGCAUCCCGCAGUUGUCCACCGGAGCGGGGUGGACGCACAGGUCAGAUCCCUGAGGUCUUCAGCAUCUUCAUUUCCCCUGCAGCACUCUGCACAGCCUGUGGAGAAGGACCCAGAACCUUUUGGAACUUAAGAUCCUGGAAGUUGUUAAGAACCAAUUCAAGAAAGGAACUUCAUUCUGCUGUGAAGCCGCUCGGUCAGGGGUUAGAGGGCCUAAUGGCUUCAAAAUCCCAGCCCAGCGCUCCCCAAACUGGGAACCCAGGGAACAUCGCCAACAGCAAGGCUGCAUCUCAAGGACAGUGGGGCCGUGCCUGGGAAGUGGACUGGUUUUCCCUGGCCAGCGUCAUCUUCCUGCUGCUCUUUGCACCCCUCAUUGUGUACUACUUCAUCAUGGCGUGUGACCAGUACGGCUGCUCCCUGACCGCCCCCGUGCUGAACACAGUCACUGGUCAUGCCAGUCUCACAGACAUCUGGGCCAAGACCCCACCUGUGACAAUGAAAGCUGUCCAGAUCUACACCUUGUGGGUCACCUUCCAGGUGCUUCUGUACAUGUUGCUUCCUGACUUCUGCCACAAAUUUGUGCCACGCUAUGUGGGAGGAGUUCAGGAGGGCGCCGUGACACCUGCAGGAGUUGUCAACAAGUAUGAGGUCAAUGGCCUGCAAGCCUGGCUCAUCACACAUCUCCUCUGGUUUGCUAACUCCCACUUCCUAUUCUGGUUCUCGCCCACCAUCAUCUUUGACAACUGGAUCCCGCUGCUGUGGUGUGCCAACGUCCUUGGCUAUGCUGUGUCCACAUUUGCCAUGAUAAAGGGCUACCUUUUCCCCACCAAUGCCAAAGACUGCAAAUUCACAGGCAACUUCUUUUACAACUACAUGAUGGGCAUCGAGUUUAACCCUCGAAUAGGGAAGUGGUUUGACUUUAAGCUGUUCUUCAAUGGACGCCCUGGGAUCGUGGCCUGGACCCUCAUCAACCUGUCCUUCGCAGCGAAGCAGCAGGAGCUGUAUGGCCAGGUGACCAACUCCAUGGUCCUCGUCAACGUCUUACAGGCUAUCUAUGUGCUGGAUUUCUUCUGGAAUGAAACCUGGUAUCUGAAGACCAUUGACAUCUGCCAUGACCACUUCGGCUGGUACCUGGGCUGGGGCGACUGUGUGUGGCUGCCCUAUCUGUACACAUUACAGGGCCUGUACCUGGUAUACCACCCUGUGCAGCUCUCCACCCCACACGCCGUGGGCGUCCUGGUGCUAGGCCUGCUGGGUUACUACAUCUUCCGCAUGGCCAACCAUCAGAAGGACCUGUUCCGUAGGACCGAUGGGCGCUGCCUCAUCUGGGGCCAGAAACCCAAGGCCAUUGAGUGCUCAUACGCAUCGGCUGAUGGCCAGAAGCAUCACAGUAAGCUGCUGGUGUCAGGCUUCUGGGGUGUGGCCCGCCACCUCAACUACACGGGCGACCUGAUGGGCAGCCUGGCCUACUGCCUGGCCUGUGGUGGGAGCCACCUCCUGCCCUACUUCUACAUCAUCUACAUGACCAUCCUGCUGACCCAUCGCUGCCUCCGUGACGAGCACCGCUGUGCCAGCAAGUACGGCCGGGAUUGGGCACACUACACUGCUGCUGUGCCCUACCGCCUGCUGCCUGGCAUCUUCUAAGAGCCCAUCACUUGGCAGCUCUAGGUUGGCAGGCUGUAAGAAAGCAUGUGGAGCUGGUCAGUGGGAGCUGGCAUCCCAGCUGUGCCCUCUAGAGCUUCAGUUUCCUCAUCUGUGAAACAGAAAGAGCCUGGCCCUUGGCAGGUGUCUAGUUGACGUUAGCAUUCUUUCCUGUCCCCUGUGCUCAGGGGAAUUGUGACUUUACACCAGCAGAAAGGACUGGUUUCUUAUUCAGUAUACCAAGGGCAGGAAGGUGACCUGCUCACCUGGAAAAGCCCUCUCGUAAUAGUUUUUUUGUAUCAGGAGUCCAGGGUGUUGCACUGUCCAGACAAAGGAGUGUCUGAGGCUCACCCAGCCACCUUCUGGCUCUCUGUGGCUAGGACUUAUUCUUGUUAAAUAAAAGCAGAAGUAGGAUCUAUGAGGUAUGCAGGUUGUCCACAUCUGCCCUUUGGCAUCUGCCCUGCCAUGGUGGGCUGGGCUCUCGGCACAGCACUUGUUUGAAGGGCACACAGUACGUGUUAGCAGAGGGUGCCGAGGGACACUUGCAGGAGGAAGGGGCUUCUGUUUCCUUCUUGCUGCUGUUGCACAGCUGGCUGCCCGGGGUGGGCAUGGGACAUCUGAGGGCACUGUCCAAUGUGCAAGCCCUGGACAACCUGGCCACAGCCCUUCUGACACACAGUGAGAUCCCAGCUCCCCGUGAGCGUCGUUCAGUGCCUCAGCCGUGUGCCCUCCGGAAGGUAUCACUAGCUAUACAAGGCACAGAUUCUAAUGCAGAUGGCUCGGAGGACGUCACCAUCCAGGGACCUUGGCCAAACCUUCUCCAGCAAGGAGUCCUGGUCUUGGGCAAGUGUUUCUUCAAGAGUUUUCUUCCCAGGGACAGUGCCCUCGACUUCAGGAUACUCUGUAAAAUUCUUUGGAUACAAUUCCUUUGCAUAGCUGAGAAUUCUUUAUAUUAAAUGUUCCCUGCUCAAGUAAA
Messenger RNA from Chinchilla lanigera (long-tailed chinchilla), 2668 nucleotides. RefSeq names its product 7-dehydrocholesterol reductase (gene Dhcr7). The transcript has 9 exons. Gene Ontology annotation, cellular component: endoplasmic reticulum membrane. Gene Ontology annotation, biological process: brassinosteroid biosynthetic process; cholesterol biosynthetic process. NCBI's taxonomy places the organism in Eukaryota, Metazoa, Chordata, Mammalia, Rodentia, Chinchillidae. The record is from RefSeq and is a predicted model, not a curated record. Gene Ontology annotation, molecular function: 7-dehydrocholesterol reductase activity. The coding region runs from base 268 to 1695 and encodes 475 amino acids.